Molecule: messenger RNA, 2136 nt
Organism: Telopea speciosissima
Lineage: Eukaryota; Viridiplantae; Streptophyta; Magnoliopsida; Proteales; Proteaceae
Product: L-type lectin-domain containing receptor kinase IX.1-like
Exons: 2
Coding region: 16-2136 (706 amino acids)
Biological process (GO): protein phosphorylation
Cellular component (GO): plasma membrane
Molecular function (GO): protein kinase activity; ATP binding; carbohydrate binding
Source: RefSeq, a predicted model, not a curated record
CUUUAAACCUAAAUCAUGGCUCUUAUCUCAUCAGGGAAUUGCAAAUAUCUCCUAAUUCCAAAUCUUUAUUUCAUUCUCGUUCAAGGCUCAUUUUAUUUCUUGCUUUUAGUCCUCCCUUUUGCAACAUCCGUGAGCUUCAACUUUUCCAGUUUCAAUGAAUCAGUAUUUUAUGGGAAUGGUAUCAUCAUGCCCUUGGGAGAUGCAACACUCUCUGAUCCAAGGAUCGAUCUCACUCGAAAUCGACAGGAUCAAACCUCUACUGCUAGUAUCGGUGGAGUGUUUUAUAAUGCUCCCGUUCAUCUUUGGGACAAGAAGACCGGAAACCUAACCAACUUCACCACCCAUUUCUCCUUCACCAUCGGAAAGGCCUCACUACAGUGCAAUUCUUGCAGUGGAGUUGGAGAUGGGCUUGCUUUCUUCCUUGCUCCCAAUGGUUCCUCCGUAGUCCACAAUAUUGAUGAAGCAGGUGGUGGUCUUGGUCUUUUCAACAACACACCAUCCACACCAUAUAACAGAAGUGGACCCAUCAAUAAUUCCAUCAUUGCAGUGGAGUUCGAUACUUUCCAGAACUAUUGGGACCCAGAUGCCAAUCACAUAGGUAUCGACAUCUCUUCCGCUGUAUCUGUAAAUAAUAUCUCAUGUAAUGGUUCUCUUUGGGAAUCGAUGAGAGAUAAUAAUAGCCCUUGGGAGGCUUGGGUUAAUUAUGAUUCAAGUUCCCAAAACUUGAGUGUUGUAUUGAGUUGUGCUAAUAAAUCUCUUUCUUGGGAGUACUGUAGCCUUAACUAUAUUGUUGAUCUGAAGGAAUAUCUUCCAGAGAAUGUCACUGUUGGGUUCUCUUCAUCCACAGGACUUUCCGCCGAGCUACAUCAGCUCAACUACUGGGAAUUCAGUUCGAGUAUGGAAAUUGAUAAUUCGAAUAAUACCACCGGAGCAUCCAACUUCACAUCCAUCAAAAACAAGCUAGUAAUGGUGGUGGGAUUGCCUGUGGGCGGAGCUACCAUGAUUACUGUCUUGGGUUUGUUUUUGUUUUUCAGGUGGAGAAAGAAUGGAGAAAAUAAAGCAGUUGACGAUGUGGUCUUAGAUGUCCCCACGGGGCCUAGGGAGUUCUCCUAUCCUGAAUUGGCUGGAGCAACUAGUAACUUUGAUGAGAAACAAAAGCUGGGAGAGGGAGGAUUUGGAGGUGUUUAUAGAGGCUUCUUGAGUGAUCUAAACAUGGAUAUUGCUGUGAAAAGGAUCUCCAAAGGGUCUAAACAAGGGAUAAAGGAGUAUGCAUCGGAGGUGAAGAUCAUUAGUCGAUUGCGGCAUAGGAACCUCGUACACCUUCUUGGUUGGUGCCACCAACGGAAAGAGCUACUCCUUGUGUAUGAGUUCAUGCCCAAUGGAAGCCUUGAUUCCCAUCUAUUUCGAAACAGGGGAUCCUUGACAUGGGAGUGGAGGUACAAGAUAGCUCUUGACUUAGCCUCUGCAUUACAGUACUUGCACGAAGGGUGGGAUCGAUGCAUCGUCCACAGAGAUAUAAAAUCCAGCAAUGUAAUUCUAGAUUCCAACUUCAAUGCUAAAUUGGGGGAUUUCGGUCUGGCUAGGGUUAUGGAAAAUGAUCAGAAAGGGUCACAAACAAAUAAUGUGACUAGUACCAUGGGAGGAUGGCUUGUGGAACAAGAGAAAGGGACACAGACAACCAAUGUAGCUGGUACCAUGGGAUACAUGGCACCUGAAUAUGUUUUUACUGGGAAGGCUAGCAAAGAAUCUGAUGUCCAUAGCUUUGGCAUUGUUCUCUUAGAAAUUGCUUGUGGGAGAAAGGCCAUUGAGAAGACGGCUGACCCAAGUGAAGUUUGUUUGGUAGAAUGGGUUUGGAAUCUCUAUGGAAGUCGAAAGCAUCUCGAAGCGGCUGAACCAAGUCUAUGUAUGGAUUCUAAUAAGCAGCAAUUAGAGUGCCUGAUUGUUGUUGGGCUAUGGUGUUCUCAACCAGACCACAAUCUCAGACCUUCUAUUGGGCAAGCUAUUAAUGUUCUCAAAUUCGAUGCUCCACUACCCAUUCUCCCAUAUUGUAGAGAGCCUGUUUCUACAGAAUGUGAUACAAGCCAUACCCAUCGUGAUGUUCCUCCAAUAACAACACCACUGAUUCUGCCAAAUUAA